Camelina sativa (false flax) is the source of this 1355-nucleotide messenger RNA. RefSeq names its product S-adenosyl-L-methionine-dependent methyltransferases superfamily protein. The record is from RefSeq and is a predicted model, not a curated record. Gene Ontology annotation, cellular component: eRF1 methyltransferase complex. Gene Ontology annotation, biological process: methylation. NCBI's taxonomy places the organism in Eukaryota, Viridiplantae, Streptophyta, Magnoliopsida, Brassicales, Brassicaceae. Gene Ontology annotation, molecular function: S-adenosylmethionine-dependent methyltransferase activity; protein methyltransferase activity; nucleic acid binding.
CGUUAAAAGUCGAUGAAGAAGGUGAAAAGAUUCACAUCCACAAGAUAAAGAAGAUCACAGUAGGACCUAGCCGUUCACCACCUGGUAAAGGCAUUAAAAGUUACCCAAACGAAAUCAAAGCUUAAAGGUAAUGUGAAUAAUUAAUGGGCUUUCGGCCCAAUUAUAUACGGCAGGGCCGGCAGGCUUUAUGAUUCAGCAGACUGUAUAUAAUGUAUUGGAACUUGAAAGAUUCAUUUAUAUUACUUUGAGGCUAAAGUGUAAUUACUGAAACUUGAAAGGGCAUGUUUUCUCAAUUUCACACUCUUUCUCCUCCCACCGCCGUCGUCUCCUCCUCCUCCUCCUCCUCCUCUUCCUCACUUGUGAAAUCUGAGCUUGUCUGAAUAACACCAAUCCCGAUUCCAGUGUUCGGCAUACUCCUGAGUUUCGUCCUUUCGUGACUCAUCUUCAUUGGUGAGUGAGUCAGUCAUUUAGUUGUGAGAAUGCCAUCAAGAAUUGCUUCAAUCCGUCUAGUAAGUUCUCAUCGUGAGGUCUACGAACCAUGCGAUGAUUCAUUUGCGUUAGUUGAUGCAUUACUAGCUGAUCGAACCAACCUGAUAGAGCACAACCCUAAGGUUUGUAUGGAGAUUGGUUGCGGAAGCGGGUACGUCAUAACUUCGCUUAUACUUCUCCUUAAAAACGAAGUUCACGGUGUUCACUAUCUCGCCACUGACACAAACCCAAUAGCUGCAAGAGUGACAAAAGAAACACUAAAAGCACAUGGAGUUGACGCUGAUGUUAUCUGCGCUGAUAUAGCCACCGGUCUAGACACAAGACUUGCUGGAUCAGUGGACGUGAUUGUUGUGAACCCGCCUUAUGUGCCAACACCAGAAUACGAAGUUGGAAUGGAAGGUAUAGCCUCAGCUUGGGCUGGAGGUGAGAAUGGUCGGACGGUUAUAGAUAAAAUCUUGCCAGUGGUGGACCUUUUGCUAUCGGAGAAAGGUUGGCUCUAUAUGGUGACGUUAACUUCGAAUUACCCUGUAGAGAUUUGUCUGAUGAUGAGAAAGAAAGGUUACGCUUCGAGAAUUGUGGUUCAGAGAUCAACAGAAGAGGAGAAUCUCCUUAUACUCAAGUUCUGGAGAGACAAGGAUGAUGAUGAUGAUGAGGAGAGCAACAAGGACAAGGAUAAGGAGGAGAUAUCAUCACCAACGUUUGUUUCUCAGUUUUAUAAAUCUUUGUCAUUGCUUAUGGAGAAGAAACAGAAACAACGGCGUUGAUACUACAAAAGAUUAGUUGUUCUCAUAAAUCAUUCUUUGUUAUGAAGUUGUUGUAAGCACUAUGAUUUAGUGGAGUUUAGUAUUUGAUUUUUUUGAAGUUCA